Messenger RNA from Symbiodinium necroappetens, 887 nucleotides. NCBI's taxonomy places the organism in Eukaryota, Dinophyceae, Suessiales, Symbiodiniaceae. The record is from the annotation of a GenBank genome assembly.
GCUGCGGCCAGUGCGAUGUUCCGGAUGACCUGGGACCCGUGAGGUUGAUUGCUGCGGGCGACUUUCACACCUGCGCAGUGUCACAAACCGGCCUGCUACGAUGCUUCGGAAGCAAUUCCUCCGGCCAGUGCGAGCAUCCGAAGACAUUGACGGAGGUGAUUGCGGUGGCUGCUGGCGCAAAUUUUACUAUAGCCUUGUCACUGGACGGCAAGAUCUCCUGUUUUGGAGCCUCUGGGCACGGGCAGUGCGACUUGCCAGAACAGUUACAAGCGAUGGUGUUACAGGACCAGGAGAUUCAGGAGCUAGAGGAGCCCGAAGCAUUGAGUUCUCCAAGUUUGAGUCCGGUCGCCGCAGACGAUCCUGACCUUGCUGAUAUAGACCCGUUUCCUCCUCCGCCCGCAGAAGAAGAUGCCUUCUCGGCAGGGGCAGAGGCAGAUCCACAAUUGGGAAUGGCGUCGACUAUGGACAGCUUUGCUGAGAGUUUCACCACUAUGGAUACUUCAGCGAGCGAGCAUCAGGAAGCUGAGCCUCAGCAGAACCCAGAGGAACAGGCACAAGCCAGGAUACAGGCCUUACAUCUGCAGAUUGCUGACGCGUGGGAGCAGGCCACUGCAAUGGCGAAGCGAUUUGAAGAUAAUGUUCGAGGACUUGUGGCUGGCAGUUUCCACUGCUGUGUCAUCCUCGCAGAUGGUGGUUUGGUGUUCUUUGGUGAUGACAGUGCCAACCAGUGCACAGUACCAGACGGCCUUUCUCCUUUCAUGCAGCAGCUGAGUAGUGACGAGCUUCCCCUGGCCCUCCUCGACCUAGAUACAAGCAAGCCUGCAAUUUUGUUUCCUCCUGCACCCGAAUCAGCGGAGGAUACAGUGGCCGACGUGGCCAGCUCUUGA